Messenger RNA from Colias croceus (clouded yellow), 2399 nucleotides. Its product is annotated as facilitated trehalose transporter Tret1-like. Gene Ontology annotation, cellular component: membrane. The coding region runs from base 87 to 1568 and encodes 493 amino acids. The record is from RefSeq and is a predicted model, not a curated record. Gene Ontology annotation, biological process: transmembrane transport. Gene Ontology annotation, molecular function: transmembrane transporter activity. The transcript has 3 exons. Lineage: Eukaryota; Metazoa; Arthropoda; Insecta; Lepidoptera; Pieridae.
UGUAGUAAAAAGACGUCUAAUCAUAAGUAUUUACUUUCAAAGUUGUGAAUAAUAUUUUACAAUUUAAUAAUUCAUAAAAUAUAAAGAUGAUUCCAAUUUACACAAUUCAGCAGACCCUCGUCAUAACAGGGAUUGCUUUAAGCUGUAUUUUAGAUGGAUUUAUAUUUGGACAAAUGUCAGGGAUGUUGGAAGCACUGCGAAGAUCUGAUACCUCCAUAUCAGUAACCCCUGACGACCUGUCAUGGAUGGCUGCAAGUAUUAAUAUAACAUGUUUUUGUGGCUUUGGAAUUGUUGCCUUAAUCACGGAACUUUUUGGGCGGAAGAAAGCUGUAUCGAUCGGAACCAUUCCUUUAAUUUUAUCUUGGAUUUUGACUUAUUUUUCAACACAUAGAACCACUUUAUACAUAUCUAGAAUUUUUGCUGGAAUAUCAUUUGGUUGUACCUUAUUCUUAAAUUACAUCAAUAUCGGUGAAUAUGUAUCUCCACAUAUUAGAUUUAUGACCACUAACAUGUUACUCUGUGUGACAUCACUAACUGGGACUAUGAUAGGGCAAGUUUUGAGCCUGGUUAUGGAGUGGAGAAACGUUGCACUCAUAGGUGUUAUCCCUUCAAUUUUGUCAGCUGUCAUCCCAUUUUUCUGGGUAGAAAGUCCUAUGUGGUUGGCAUCACAAGGAAGAUUUGAGGAGUGUGAGGUAGCAUUCAAUACACUACGUACGCCAUCUAAGGCAGCCGAAGAAGAGUUAAAACUUCUGCUUACAAUGGAAAAUAGUAAGAACAAAAAAUAUAAAAAGAAAACUUUCCUUCCUGUUCCUUUGAAAAAGAUACAGGACGCUCUGAAACAACCAUAUUUCUGGAAAUGUACCAUUUUGUCUUUUAUCAUGCACGUUUAUAAAGUUGUUGCUGGACGGAUGUUAUUUAACACUCUUGCAAUUUCCAUACUUCAAGACAUCACUGGAGGCGGGUCGGCUAAAAUCUUAUAUUAUACCUUGGUAACUAAUAGUUUUUCUGUAUUUGGAGCGAGCAUAUCUUUCAUAUUUUUAAAGAAUUUUAAAAUGAGACAACUUUUAAUACCCACGGGAAUUAUUGCAAAUUUUCUUUUGAUUACAUUUGGACUUGUACUUUAUCUUGUACCGGAUAAAAAUGACUACAUUAAUUGGAUUAAAAUAAUGCUCCUCGCUUCAUAUUUAGUUAUAGUAGCGGUUGGUCCAUAUCCAGUCUUAGAGGCAAUGUUAACUGAAAUAAAUCCACUGGAAAUCAAAACCUUUAACAUAGUUCUUAUGGGAAUUUUGGCCGGAAUUGUAAACUUCUUGGCAAUUAAAUUAGCACCGAGUAUGUUUCUUGUUAUUGGACACCAUGGAGUAUUCUUUUUAAAUGCUUUUAUUGCCUUUAUGUGUCUUGCAUAUUUUUGGUUCUUUUUGCCUGAAACUAAGGGGCGAACUUUGCAAGAAAUUGAACUGUAUUUUAAAACGAAUAGCUUUGAUAGUUCUAAGUUAGAAGAAGAUCAAACCAGAGAAUUAAUAAACGUCACUAAAGAGAGAAAUAUUCAAAAUCUUACCGAUGUAAUGUAAUUUAUCUUCUAAUAUACUCGCACACUUGUAUUAUAUCAAUUAUAUCUUCACGAAACUGUAUCAAAAACUGUUAUGAAAAUGAACCCAUCGUUUAAUAUAUUUUUGAGUUAUUACUUAAUAUUAUCAUGACGUCUCGAAAUAGUUGUAAAUAAAUAUUUAUUGCAUAUAAUGCGCCAAGAAUGUUAACUUAAAAAGUAAGUAAAGUUUAAAUUAGGUUUAUAAUAUAGAGAAGGUAACACACAACUUGAUAUUACUACUAAGUAAGGGGGUGUAAAGUCCGGGGUUCGAGACCAGGCGAGCGCGCAGGAAAUUAAUUGAUUUUUCAAUUCAUGUGCGCAUGUUAUAACAUCACCACUGCUCGAACGGUGAAGGAAAACAUCGUGAGGAAACCAAUAGUUUGACGACAUGUGACAUCCGCCAACCCGCACUUGGCUAGCGUGGUGGAUUAUGGCCUGUACCCUCAUAGGAGGCCCGUGUCCUAGCAGUGCGAACGUAUAUGGGAUGAUGAAGGGGAUGUUCUUAAACUCUCAGGCAAAGAGUUUUUUGGGGACUUUCUGACAAUGGCUGACUUUUUUAUUACGUGAAUUUUGCUGGGGAUAACCCCACAACAUUUUUAACCUCUAUCCGCUAGCGAGAUUUGUGAAAAACUCAUCGUCAACGAAAACUGUCAGCUUUACAUCACGAAAAUAUUGACCUGUUAAUUCAUAUUUAAUAUUAUCAUAUAAUUUAAUUUAAUUUUAUAUUUAUGAUAGAUAAGUUAGACCUAAUAAUAGUACGUACGGUUUAUUUUGUUUUUAGUUUUAGUAUUAGGUAACAUUAUUUGUAACUUUG